AUGUCGUCGAAACCCACCGCAUACCCGUUCCACCAGGUGGACGUGUUCACCGACACGGCCUACUUCGGCAACCCAGUCGCCGUGGUCAACUGUCUCGACACUUCUCUCCCCCUGCCAUCGCAGGAACAGAUGCAGCGUUUCGCGCGAUGGACGAACCUCUCCGAGACCACGUUCCUGCUGCCUCCUUCUCGGGGCGCAGAGGCGGACUACCGGCUCAAGAUCUUCACGCCCGUGGAGGAGCUUCCCUUUGCUGGCCACCCGACGCUGGGCAGCUGCUACUCUUUCCUCCGCCACCUAGGCGAUGAGCGCUGCUCGUCACUGCUGAAAUCUCGUGGAGGCAAGCUCGUGCAGGAGUGCGCUAUUGGGAUGGUGCCGCUGCAGGUGUCUCCUGAUGCGAGCGAGGUGCGCUUCCUCGCGCCGGAGUUUGUGCGAUACGAGCCGGUCGAUGCAGCAACGGUGGAGCGCAUCACCCGCGCACUGUGCCUCGACCCAGCGGACAUUCUUGACGCACAGCACAUCGACAAUGGCCCGCACUGGAUCGGCAUCAAGCUUCCUUCAGCCCAGCACGUGCUCGACAUCAACCCAACCAAUCCGGGGUGCGAUGUGGCCUCGGUCCGCGACCUCUUCUUUGGCUUCAUUGGCCCUUACCCUGAUGGAGUCAAUGCGGACGGGGAGAAGCUGGCGAACGAGGUGCGAGCUUUUGUGUUUGCCGACAUCGGCGAAGACCCCGUGACGGGCUCGCUCAAUGCCGGCUUUGCAAAGUGGCUCGAAGCGACAGGAGACAGUCCGGCGACAGAAUACGUCAACUCGCAAGGCACCGCCAUCGGUCGCAAGGGCAGGAUCAGCGUCAAGAUCAAUCGCACACCAUCCAGCGACAAGUCUGAGAUCUGGAUCGGCGGCUCGUGUACCGUCUGCAUUGACGGACAAGUUCACAUCUAG
Molecule: messenger RNA, 939 nt
Organism: Moesziomyces antarcticus
Lineage: Eukaryota; Fungi; Basidiomycota; Ustilaginomycetes; Ustilaginales; Ustilaginaceae
Product: phenazine biosynthesis protein PhzF family
Exons: 1
Coding region: 1-939 (312 amino acids)
Biological process (GO): biosynthetic process
Cellular component (GO): cytoplasm
Molecular function (GO): isomerase activity
Source: RefSeq, a predicted model, not a curated record